CUAUGAGCAAUAGUACAUCGGCCCAACAGCUGCGUCCAUUAACACUGGCUGGACCAGAACGUGAACCUGUACAAUUUACCGUUAAUCUUGUGGGAGCACCAGCUGAAGUUGAACAAUUGGUACAGCAAAUAAAAACGGUUGCCGAACAAUUUUUGUAUCACUGGAAAACAUUUCCAAUUGUUCUUCCCCAACCAUUAUCGGCCGCUGCCUUAACUUUAGGCGGCUCGGGUGGCAAUAAUGGCUCAAACACUGUGGGUAAUCGCAAAACCCGUCCCAUCAAUUUACGUGAUCUAUUUAUAGCACCGCCGUUCGAUGAAUUGGAUGCCGUAGCCACAGAUGGUACGGGUGAACCACGUCGCCUCACCAAUUCCCAAUUGAAAUCAUUGCGUGAAAAUGGCUUACAAAAGGACAAAUAUGGAAAACCCAAGAAAUUAACUUUGGAACAAUUGGAAACCAUACGUAAAAAUGGAGAAUUUAAUGUGCCUAGUCUACACUUUCCGGGUCAGGUUCACAAGUGGCGUUUGUCACAACUGCUGCAAAAGGGAACAUUGCGGGCCCAUGAUUCCUUUCUAAGCGAUUUAGCUUUGGCAGCAAGAUUUUUGGUAAUCACCGCUCGUGGACGAAUAUUUUCACAUUUCUUCUCCGUUUAUCACGCAAUCCACGCUCUGCUGCGUGGUCUCAUCAAAUUGGUUGAUAUGUUCAUUGGAGUGCCGGCGUUGUUGGCCCAUAAUUUGGACUAUAAAAUCAAGGAGGAGAGGUGUCGAUUUUUAAUUGCCGAACUUGUGUGUAGGCCCGAAUUCGAAGAUUGCUUGGACGGUCUGUGUUCGUAUGUCCGCAAAAUGUUACGCCGCGCCACCAUGGAGAAAUUCGAUUUCAAUAGCUGUGAAAGUUCACAGCCAGUGCCAUAUCUAUUCCUCACGCCGAAAGGACAAGAAAUUGAUUUACGUCUCUUUUGUCGCGAUAUCAUGCGCAAGGCAUUGCCCAUUUUAAUUGGCAUUCUGGAACGUGAAACCCGUGGUUGGUUUCUACAUUUCCGUGAACGUUUGAUAGGCGAAUUAAGAGAUAAAAAAUUGACCGACAAGGAAAUCGAAGAGGAAGUCAACGAGGCUGUUAUGAAAGAAUAUCUCCAAAGGGUCUACACUUCGAUAAUGAAUAAUCCCAAAUUGGCAGAGUUGGGUCAUGGCAUACCCGAACUAUUGGUACAACAGGCCCAGGCAGUGGUCAUCAUGUAUAAGGCCGUGGAGAAGGUACAAAAUGACAUCAAACGCUCACGUGAAGAUCACGAAAAAUGUUUGGCCAAUGAUCAUGCCGUACUCUCAAGAGUUGCACCAUGGUUAAGGGCCAAACUGCGUCACGCUGAGCAAUCAAAACUUUCGAAAUCUGCCUGGUCGGCACAUGAGGAGGCACUGAAAAUGUGUACCAAACAAAAUCUCCAUCAAACCGCCUAUUUCCUAAGUCGUGAUUUGGCCUUUAUGAAGGAACGCGAACCGGUUCUCCUUAAGGAGUUGAAAAAUGCCAAAACUCCAACGCGUAGCUUUCAAUGGGCCUGCCGCAUAUGGUCACCAAAGUCAUGGAUAAUCAAGAGGAAUUUUCAAGGACAAUCAGAUAUAAUACCGACGGUAAUAAGUCAACAGGCCACAUCGAUUGUAACACCCCGUUCAGAUCCCUCGCAACCGGUAUUUUUAGUGGAAAAGGAAAUCAUACGGACAACCAGUACUCGAUGGCCAUUUUGGCGUCUAUUGAAUCUAAUGCAACGAACUUGGUGUUGGACAUGGAAUAUGAUGUUUUUGCUGGGCAUCCUGGUGCCCUGGUGUAGCCCCCUGAGUCUGAGAGCCCUAUUCUGUGUUAAGCCUUUCAUGCCUGAUUUAGAACUAUCGCAAAUAAAUGGAACUCUAUUUCCGCGCAAGACAAGCAUAACACAGACUAUGGCUUCAAGGUUAAUCGAAUUAUGGCGUCACAUAUCAAAGUCGAGAACACAUUUCGAAACGGAACCGGAUACGGGCUUUAUUGGCAAAGGGUUUACACGCAACCUAAAUCGUGUUUGGAAUUAUUUCGUGAAAGGAUUUCUCGGGACGGUGGUUAUAUUGUUCGCCUUUCCACUUCUCUGUUUGGCCACGAGUUUCUUAAGUAUUCUACUUGCCUUAACUGCCCCAUUAUGGAUACCCGUUUUCACUAUACUGCUGCACAUCUAUAUGAUAUUAAUUUAUGAUCUCGAUUCACCGGAUAAUACUCGUAAUCGUUAUUGCAUACUGCUGGAGGCACUGAUAUGGAAUAUCCUAAUACAGGGUUGUAUACAACCGAUUGUGGCGGUGUUUGUGGCCAGUGUUGUGUGUCCCCUGGUAUCGGGUAUAAUACUAAUAGUCGGUGUUAUACGCUAUUCGCUGCGCCUGUUCUGGGAUUCCCUUACUUUCCAUUUGUUCAUUAAGAAAUGUGGCCGUAUUCCAGCUUCGGAUAGUUUAGUAGUGAAACGUAUUGCUGGUCCCGGCUUGGCAUUAGAUUACUACUUUGUUAUCCGCCCCGAACAGGCAUUGGCAGCCUUUGAAGCAAAAAUGGAAUUGGAUGAGUUGCAAGCAUAUCAACAUGCCAUGGAGAGGAUUAUUUUGACGCCACAAAAAGAUUUCUCACAAUUUGUUGAAGCAUGUUUUGGCCCAUUCUCGGCGCAACUUUCAAAAACUGGACCCUAUUUGGCAUUGGAUCGUGAGGCUCAGGAUUUGACCGCAACGCUACAUGAAAAGUUGGUGAAACGUCGCCGUGAACUACAGACAAAUUUAACGUCUCAGGUGAAAUCGCGUAUUAAAUUAACCACAAAGGAAUUAAAGAUUGCCAUACAACUUGCCGCCCAUAUCUUGGAGAAAUACUAUCCGUCUCAUAUUAUAGCUAGAUUAUCCAUUAGUGAAGAGGAGUUUUGGGAUAAUAAGGGCCUAACCGUUAACGAUUGGCCCGGUUUAGCCGGUCUCAUUUAUACGGAAAUAUUUAGUUUAGAUUUUCUAACGCCACUCUUAGAAAACGAUACACAUUUCAAAUUGGAACCACAUCCGACAUUGGAUCUAUCACGUUACACCGAAAUGGUACAGAAUGCUACCGAUGUUAUUGGUUCCAAGGGUUUAGAUUUGCUGGGUAAUGUCUAUGCUCCUCGUGGUAAUGUUCAGGUACAUUUACCAUUUCUGGAGGUGACGGCAUUUAAUCCCAGAUCAAGAAUAACCUUGAAUUUCCGGAAGCCUGAUAAGAGGGACAUGUCUGUUGGUUUGACCACACCUCGCGUACGUGCCCAUCGUGCAGCUCAACAAACAAAAACACCAGAAACCAAAAAGCCAUGGCGCCCAUGGAAAAAGAAAACGGAUGAGAAGAGCGUUACCGAAAAACUUCUAAUACCUCUGCCAGUGCCGCAUCCUGUACAUAUAGCGAUUAAUAUUUACAAUCGUGAUGCUGAACAUCCCAUACCAUUGGAUUCGGAAUUGGUGUGGGAGAUUUUAAAAUCAAUAGAAGAUUGUCAGGGUGGUGACGCAAUGGCUGUAGCUCAAUCUGUGGCUCAUUAUCGUGGAGCCGUAACAGAAUCCAGUAAUGAUUCGCUGGCAUCCAGCAGUAGUAUAGGAAGUACAAGAGAAUCAGCUUCAGCCACCGGUUCCGGUUCGGGUAUUGGUAAUGGCACCGAAACAUUGCCAUGUGUAAAUCGAGAGGUUUGCACCCAAGUCAAAGUUGCCGAAGAACAACCGCCCAGCUCUGGUUUUCAUUGGACCCUAAGUAAUUGGGGUGCAGCACAAACUGCCCGUAGACGUACAAAUUCAAAUGUACGCGUAGAUUUAGCCAGUCCAGAGGAUAUCUCCUUAGACACGGACAGUUCAAGAGCUGUCUUUAAUCCAUACGGUACAACAGUUUAG
Molecule: messenger RNA, 3878 nt
Organism: Musca vetustissima
Lineage: Eukaryota; Metazoa; Arthropoda; Insecta; Diptera; Muscidae
Exons: 12
Coding region: 3-3878 (1291 amino acids)
Source: RefSeq, a predicted model, not a curated record